AUGGCACCAGCAGCGCGGAAACAGCCGACUCGUUCCGGACCUGCACCUUCAGCGAGCAAUACGACUCCAGCUCAGACAGCACGGCAGCAUGAUGCCAUAACGGACUUUCAAGCGAGGCGUCUAAAUCGUCGACUCGAAGAUCUCGAGCGGACCAACCCGACCGACAUCCCCGCUUCGUCUUUCGUCCCAUCUGAUUCGAAAGCCAAAGCUGGGGCCGAGAUAGGCUUCGGUGGAGUGGUGGUACCGCUCGCUGUGGAUAAGGGGAAGAAGAAGCAAUCUGGGAAUGUCAGGAAGAUCUUGUAUGCCAAGAAGAGCCUGAAGGACUGGUUGGAAGAGCUGACCCAAUACCGCCGUACCUUACUGCCGUCGCGCCCAUACCAUCCACCCCGCCCCGCAAACUCUGCUCGUCCUGCGGCUAUACCGGCGCGUAUCGGUGUCCAAGGUGUGCAGAGUGGAGCUGCGACAGGGAAUGUCUGGGGAUACAUGAGCGAGAUGGAGGAUGUGGCGUCGGCGGAUGAGCUGGACAUGACCCGCCAAGAGUCCCCUGGACCAGGCAGACAUCGCUCAACGCUCAACAACGUCGAUAUACGGUACGGCGUCGCGACGUGCCCUUGGACCCUAUGCGCUUGA
This is a messenger RNA of Dioszegia hungarica, 630 nucleotides long. RefSeq lists its product as uncharacterized. The record is from RefSeq and is a predicted model, not a curated record. The transcript has 5 exons. NCBI's taxonomy places the organism in Eukaryota, Fungi, Basidiomycota, Tremellomycetes, Tremellales, Bulleribasidiaceae. The coding region runs from base 1 to 630 and encodes 209 amino acids.